This is a messenger RNA of Cetraspora pellucida, 1254 nucleotides long. The record is from the annotation of a GenBank genome assembly. NCBI's taxonomy places the organism in Eukaryota, Fungi, Glomeromycota, Glomeromycetes, Diversisporales, Gigasporaceae.
AUGGAAAAUCUAGAAGAUCAGAUAAUUGUUAAUAAUGAUAAUACAGUUUUUAUUCCUUUUGGACGUGUAGUCGAAUCAUAUAUAUUACAUUAUCCUCUUUUAAAAAACACUCGCUUAAAGUCACAAAGCCGUUUGCAAACAUCACAACUAAUAAAUCAAGAAGGUACACACCUUCUCUCUAAUAUAAUAAAUGCCAAUGUUCUAAAAAUUUCAAGAAUAAUUAGUUGUCAUGCAGAUCAUCAAACAAUCAAAGGAAUCAAGGGAAAGUUAUUGGCUUCAUUCAAUGGCACUAAUGAAGAAGAACUGAACAAUGAGGAUUUAAAGUCAAAAGGAUAUAUUCUAUAUUAUCAGCAACCAGAUUUGUUAAAACCUGAGGAUUCUCUAGGGCACUAUUAUCAAUUAACUAUAUCGAAUAAGUUCUGGUUACAAAAUGGUCGAAAAUUUGAACAGUACUAUUUUAGAAUUGUUGGUAAAUAUGACCUUAAUAUUGAUCAUGCUCCUGUGUUAACAAUGGUUGUCAAAAAUAGUAGUAGACAUGGAACUUCAUUGGCUUUUGGUUUAAGUAACAAGAAAAAUAAUUGGACAAUAUGCUUAGCUGUAACAGCUGUUAAAAAAAAUAUACCAUGUACUGAUCCUACAUGUAAACAUUCAUGGCAUUAUGAAGAUCUUCCAAAUGCCGGUCAUCUUCCUAACAAUUUUAAUUCACAAAAUCCAAUGACUACCAACAAUUAUACUGAAAGAAUGAAUUGUUCGAUUGAAUCACAAAUAAAGUUGUUACAUGAAAAUCUUCAUUCUGAAGAAACCAAUAAAAAUGUUUAUGAAGCUGGAUUAGUCACACUUUUUAAUGCACAAUCAAUUAAGCAGUUAAGCCAUCAAUCAAUCAAUAAUGGAGCACCUUCAAAAUUAUCGGCAAAACCAUAUAAAUCUAGCUACAUAUUACAUGUAGUUUCUGAUAAUAUAAAUAAUGAAAUUUCUUCUUCAGAACAAAAGCAAAGAAUGAUGAAUAUUAGAAAGGCUAAGCAUGGAUUAAAGGGAAAACAAAAAGAAAAUGACCAACUGUGUUUUAAAAAAUCUAAAAUUUCUGCAGAGACUUUUGAGCAGCAACCAUCCACUAAUUUAUCACAAGUUGUCAUACCUAAUAUUGAGAAUCAUAUAAUAAUUGAAACUGACCAGCUUGCGAAAGACAACUCUCAAGAAUAUAUAGAAAAAUUUAAUAUUGCAUGCCAGCAUGUAUUAAAUAUUUUUAAACAUUGA